Sitophilus oryzae (rice weevil) is the source of this 453-nucleotide messenger RNA. RefSeq lists its product as uncharacterized. The transcript has a single exon. NCBI's taxonomy places the organism in Eukaryota, Metazoa, Arthropoda, Insecta, Coleoptera, Curculionidae. The coding region runs from base 1 to 453 and encodes 150 amino acids. The record is from RefSeq and is a predicted model, not a curated record.
AUGCAUACCUCACCGGAAAAAGUCGCCCAAGUAAUCGCUUUAAUCGAAAAUGGACUUAAACAGAGAGCUGUAGCUCGGCAACUACAUAUGACACGCGGAGCGGUUCGAAGAGUGUGUGAACGAUAUGAGGAGACUCGAUCCUUUCGUAGGCGACCUGGAACUGGUAGAAAGAGAUAUACAACGGAUAGUGAUGACCGCUUUAUUAUGUCAACAAUGUUAAGAAAUCGGCGUCUUAAUGCUAUUCAGCUGCAGCAACAGCUCCGUGAAACACGAGGAGUGACUAUCAGUCAGUGGACAGUAAGACGAAGAUUGAAGGAAAGUAACAUGACACCCCAAAACGCCCGAAAUUUGUCCAAAACUUACCCCAGCUCAUCGUCAAGCACGCCUGCGUUUUGCACGGGAACAUCUGAAUUGGACACUAGAACAAUGGGAAUCUGUUUUACUCUCAGAUGA